AGACCACACCAUAGUUCAACCGUUGGAGACUGAAAAACAGACGACGCCUAGUUGAUGGGUGAAUAAGUAUGUUAAAACCACAGCAAUUCGUGAAAUUCCUGUUCUUGGUAUCUGUCUCCUUUGCUUCUGCUGGUUAUCAUCCAUCUUUACAUUGGGACCCGCGGAAUCCACUAUUUAAACAAAACGUGGAGAUUAACGUUCUUCAAAAUUCUAAACUCAACGUGUUGUGUCCAAACCCGGGAAGCGUCCUGCAGGAUCAAGAAUCCGGUAUCCCACAAGAACUCAUGUACGAAAAUAUGUGGAUUGUCACUAAAGAAGACUAUGAUAUGUGCAAAGUAAACAUAUCAGCUGGCAGAAGGAUCUUAAGUUGUGAUAGUCCUUUGAAGUUGAAAUAUUACCAAAUGGUCUUUAGAGCAUACAGUCCUCCACGCCUAGAUGAGUCAGUGGAUAUCCGUUUAGAGUUUGCACCAGGAACAAAAUAUUACUUUAUAGCAACUUCAAACGGAAUGAAAAAUUCACUGUCAAAUUACGAUGGAGGACAUUGUUUGACGUCUAAUAUGAAGAUGGUGAUUCAUGUCUGUAAUGGAAGCUCUGAUCCUAAGUGCAUCGACGCUCCUAAAAUUUCUCCUUCUAGUUCAGUCUCUUCGUGUGCUCCUGUCACAGAGAGAGUGCAUCAUUCUUCAACACCAAGUCUGAGCAGUAGAGGAUCUUCUUCUGUUCUGGUUCAUCAGUCUAGUCCAACUCAAUAUUUCUCAACAACGACUUUCGCUGGUCUGACAAAUACUACGCUUGCUCUAAAAUCGUCAGCCACUGUCCAGUGUCAGGAAUUUAAAGCUUCCAGCUCAGAAGGAUUCCUCUCUUUAUUCGCAAACCAAUCUCGCCAGUUAGCAGAAAUCUGUAACUACACUUCCAUCAUACCAGAUCUGGAGCUUAUACUGCAAGGGAUUAAUUCUUCACAAACGGUGACACAGGAAGCCCAGACUGAACAUGAAACAAAUGUAACACAGAACUGUACCAAGGAACAAAAUAGCGCUGUCGUAGCUCAAAAUGCACUCAUCGCACCAGCUUGUUCCCUUGGACAUCGUGCUCCAGUUCUUCCCAGCUGUGACGCACUUUUGUUAUCUGGCUACACACUUAGCGGUAUUUACCGUAUCGAUCCCUUGGAUGGAAAUGGAGGAUUUGGAGUGAACUGCGACAACGACAACGGCGGAGGAGGUUGGUCGGUAAUUCUAAGACGAUAUGAUGGUUCCUUAGAUUUCGAUCGCGGGUGGUCUGCCUACUUGGAAGGCUUAGGAGAUCUAACAGGAGAGUUUUGGUUAGGCUUGGAGAAAAUGUACAGACUCACUGGUGGCUCGUACUUCAACUUGAGAUUCGAUCUCGAAUCCUCGAAAGGAAUCAAGAAGUACGCAGAGUACGAAGGAUGUCUACUGGACAAGGAACGAAAGUAUAAGAUAACUGUUGGAAGUUAUUCAGGCGAUGCGGGAGACUCGUUUUCGUAUCACAGUGGGAUGAAAUUCUCCACUAAAAAUAAAGACUAUGAUCAGUCCACCUUGAAGUGCGCUCAAGUUGCAGGUGGCGGAUGGUGGUUUAAUGAUUGUCAACGCGCAUGCCUCACAGGAAGUUACGAGAAUGGCACGCACAGUUCUCAAGGAAUUGUGGGCAUUCAAUGGCAGGCGUGGACUGGGGCUAACCAUUCUUUGUCCAAAGUUGAGAUGAAAAUAAAACCAGCUUAACUUGUGACUACA
Pocillopora damicornis (cauliflower coral) is the source of this 1745-nucleotide messenger RNA. RefSeq lists its product as uncharacterized. NCBI's taxonomy places the organism in Eukaryota, Metazoa, Cnidaria, Anthozoa, Scleractinia, Pocilloporidae. The record is from RefSeq and is a predicted model, not a curated record. Gene Ontology annotation, cellular component: membrane.